CACAGCACACACAAGUCCGGCGAGCUUCUCUCCGAAGUCCGUCCUCCCCUACAAGGCUACAACCCAAGAAGCCUCGCAGCGCCGGCCAUGGCCUCCUCCUGGUCCACCGGCCUCUUCGGCUGCUGCGACGACUUCAGCAGCUGCUGCCUGACGUGCUUCUGCCCCUGCGUCGCCUUCGGGCGGAUCGCCCACGUCGUCGACAAGGGAACCUCAUUCAUCUUGCUGCGUGCGCGGGACGGUGUACAUGCUGCUGGCGUGGGUGGGGCUGGGCUGCCUCUGCUCCUGCUGCUACCGCUCCAGGAUGAGGGAGCAGUAGGGGCUCAAGGAGAAGCCCUGCGCCGACUGCUGCGUCCACCUCUUCUGCGACCCCUGCGCCCUCUGCCAGGAGUACCGCGAGCUCAAGAGCCGCGGCUUCGACAUGAGCCUCGCUACGUGCUACACUACAAUCCUUCCUUUGUCAGCCUUGCUCAUUGCGUCGCCGUGCCGGUCACCAUUGCCGUUUGCGUUUUUAUUGACGAGUUUGCGGCGCACUUUCGGAGCUGGGUGUGUCGUGAUCAGCUUUCGUUUCUUGGCUGCUCCUGCAGGGUGGCACGCCAACAUUGAGAGGAUGGGGAAGAGCGCUCCCACCGCUGCGCCUCAGGCUUACCCGGGGAUGACUCGCUAGUCACCUAGUGUGUCUGCCAUCGAUGUGUCCAUGGAUCGAUAAUGCCGGCUUCCAGCUCAAGAAAAAAAAAGGGUGCCAGUCUACCAGCUUCUACUUUUGUGUUGUAUUGUCACGAGUUUUUUUUUUUGACUGCAAAUAGACUUUAUUUCUCAAAUAAUAGACAUGUCAUUUACAAGCAGAUGAGAAAUAAAAUCAGGGAUCUCAUCAUCCCAAGAACUCGAGGAUCUAGUAGUAAAAGAGUUCUUUGCUAAUUCAUCUGCCACCUGAUUGGUCUCUCUAUAGCAAUGUCUGAAGGAUAUGGACGCAAAGUCCAUCAUAAGUUUUUACACUCUGUGA
Triticum dicoccoides is the source of this 1000-nucleotide messenger RNA. RefSeq lists its product as uncharacterized. The transcript has 3 exons. NCBI's taxonomy places the organism in Eukaryota, Viridiplantae, Streptophyta, Magnoliopsida, Poales, Poaceae. The record is from RefSeq and is a predicted model, not a curated record. The coding region runs from base 88 to 603 and encodes 171 amino acids.